AUCGUGGUCUUUAGUGCUCCUGCAUAUAGUACGAUUUCUCGACGACUUUUCUCCCGUUCUUCUCGCUAAUACGUGCACUAUUCGUUUCGAAUUAAAUUGACGUGCUACGAAAGCACGCACUUACGUACGACAUAAUUUUCGACGUCGAGUCACGAUGACGCCCCCUAUGGAAAGAAUACAAAUCUUGGAAACUAUCGAGAAAGAUAUCAUCGUGUGUCUACAAAGCGCAGGCCAAGCUUUCGUAGAACUAAGCAAAGAAAAGUCUAGCUUGAAACAAGCCGAAGCACAGACCCAGCAAUUUUUGAAAACGCUUGGUCACGUGGAAUCUAAGUUGAGCGAACAAAUCAACUAUUUGACUCAAGUUUCGACAGGUCAACCACACGAGGGAUCCGGGUACGCUAGUCAGAAGGUUCUACAAAUGGCCUGGCAUAGGUUAGAACACGCACGAAGCAGAGUAAACGAAUUGGAACUGAUCAAAAACAAACCAAGAUGAACGUGUCGAAUAAUUUCACCGGUGAAUCGUUUACCACGAUAUUCUGAUUAAUGGAUUUGAAGGUUUCACGGUGAUCUCGUGUGUCGCGUAUCUGUUUUUUCGUUUAUAUUAUUGAAUACGCGUACCGACUCGAUUCGUCGAGCAUCGAUAUCUUAUAAUGCUCAUUGUACUACCUCGGUGUACUGUAAAACACGAAUGAAAGAUUGAAGCAAG
Molecule: messenger RNA, 706 nt
Organism: Megachile rotundata (alfalfa leafcutting bee)
Lineage: Eukaryota; Metazoa; Arthropoda; Insecta; Hymenoptera; Megachilidae
Gene: MED11
Product: mediator complex subunit 11
Biological process (GO): regulation of transcription by RNA polymerase II
Cellular component (GO): mediator complex
Molecular function (GO): transcription coregulator activity
Source: RefSeq, a predicted model, not a curated record